UGGAGCGCCUCCUCGUCAAUGAGCGUCUGUUGUUCACGCUGCUCGCCUGAGAGCAGGCGCGCCUGUGACAGUGGACCGCAUUGAUUCAUGCCUUAGUGGAGUCUCGUUUCUGCUUUUGGGAAACAAUUAAUGCGACCAGACAAGAGCGCAUGAAGGUGGAGACGAUGAAUGUGGAGGCUCUAAGCCGAGCAGAGCUUCUGACCCUCCUCAGUAUCCUGGAGGGAGAACUGGAGGCUCAGGAUGUAGUCAUACACACCCUCAGAGCGCAACAUCGAGAUGAGUUUGUCCAAGACCGUUAUGGCCAGUAUGACCUCAGCGACCCAUACCUGGCCCUGCAGCGGGACGACGAAGCCUCAGAGCGACAGAACACGCUCCGGCAACCCAACGCACAUCCGCACGGCCGGGCGGUGAGCCCAAACCCUUUAGCUGUCCUAAAACUAGUCAUGACUCACUGCAAGAGGAUGCAGGAGAGGAUGAUGGGACAGCUGGCUGCUGCCGAGAACCGACACAGAAGGAUGAUUGCUGAUCUGGAGGUGGAGAAACAACGGUACGCCCAUGAGUCUGCUCGCCGUGCUGACUAUGUCUUCGUAUUAGAGACAGAAAGAGACAAGAUGCUGCAGGAGCUGGAAGUGGAGCGUGCCACAGUGCAGAGAUUGGAGAAGGAAAAGAUGCAAGUGGUGAGCAAGGUAGAGGAGUCGCUGUCCCAGCAGCAGCAGCUCUCCUCCAGUCUGACGCUGGAGCUCCAGAAGGCUAGCAGCCAAGCUCAGGAGGAGGCCCAGAAGGUCUCGCAACUCCACAUGCUGCUGCAAGAAGAGACCUGCGCACUUGAGAAACUCCAGCAAGUUCUUGAGUACGAGAAGAGCAGGGUGGCCCAGCUUGAGGCCAGGUCGGAGAAACAGGUGGCUGAGUUUGAUGCUGAAAGAGAGCAGAUGAAAGCCAGACUGAAAGCAGAGGAGGAGAAGGGCAGGGAGCUUGAAAAACAAGUGAAAGAACUUAAAAAAAGGUUAGCUGAGCCCCAAGAAUGUAAAACAGAGGUAAAAGAGGCUGUGACUGAGGUAAAGGAGUCACAGGGUAAGAUGGUGUCCAGCUCUGUUCAGACUGAACCAGAUGGAAAGAUCACUCCAAAGUCGGCUACGCUGCCAAAGGUCAAUGGUCUGCAGGCUCAUAAACAGACGGAUCCAUUAGCACAUGAAGGGAAAGGAGCAGAAAAUGGAGUGGAUAAUGGAGGUGGAGCACUUCUGUAUUCCCCUAUUCACCCCUUUCCUCAUCCUCAGUCUCCCUCUAGCACUGCCUCCUCUUCCCUCUCCUCCUCCCCUGUUUCCUCUCCGGUUCUAGCCAAGCGUCUGGGCAGCCCGGGCUUCCUUCAGUCCUAUCAGGCUGGAGUCAACCAACGAUUUCAGGCUGCAAGGCACAAGUUUCAGAGUCAGGCCGAACUGGAUCAGCAGCAGCACGGUGGACCCCUUUCCCCCAGAGACCUCUCCCCAACCACCGCCUCCACUCCUCCUCCACCAGAACACAGCGCGGCGAAGCAGCUGGCCCGCAACACUGUCACUCAGGUGCUGUCCCGCUUUACCAGCCAGCAGGCUGGAGCGAAGUCGCCAACGAUUAACAACUCUCCAUUUGGCACAGACUACCGCAAUCUGGCAGCAUCUCCUACAGGGGGAAGGUCGCCUUCUUCAGGGCCAUUAUCUCCAGUAUUUCGCUCUCCCAUUACUCCUCGUUCAGAGAAGACCCAUCCUCCUCCAAUACCACCUAAAAGGCCCGGCAUGAGUCCAACUCCAGGUUCCCCUAAUCACUCUGCUCGGACCAGCCUCUUUCCAGAACUGACUGGGAACUGUGGGCACAGCAGCAGCGGGCAGGAGGCAUCCAAGGAAUCAGACUUGGUCUUAUCCUAGGGUCCAAUGUCCACUUCUUAGAAACUGUUGAAAAAAUCUGCUCCUAUAGUUUCUGAUGUUAACUAUCCCUCUUAAACUCUAAAUUAGCAUUCCUGUCACUGUAAAGGUAAAAUGCCUUGUAAAAGCAUUCAUACCAUCCAAUCUUUUUUCACAUUUU
This is a messenger RNA of Cyprinodon tularosa, 2052 nucleotides long. It is a transcript of the gene cttnbp2nlb, whose product is annotated as CTTNBP2 N-terminal like b. The record is from RefSeq and is a predicted model, not a curated record. The transcript has 5 exons. Lineage: Eukaryota; Metazoa; Chordata; Actinopteri; Cyprinodontiformes; Cyprinodontidae. Bases 150 to 1895 code for a protein of 581 amino acids.